Molecule: messenger RNA, 1249 nt
Organism: Elaeis guineensis (African oil palm)
Lineage: Eukaryota; Viridiplantae; Streptophyta; Magnoliopsida; Arecales; Arecaceae
Product: probable adenylate kinase 7, mitochondrial
Biological process (GO): nucleobase-containing compound metabolic process
Molecular function (GO): nucleobase-containing compound kinase activity; ATP binding
Source: RefSeq, a predicted model, not a curated record
CCCAUGCCUUUCUCUUACGCCUGCCUCCUUCAAAGAGGGAAAGCCUUCCCUAAACGCAUCGAUCAACCAAGGGAAUCAGAAAAGGGUUCGAAGCCCUCGGCCGUUAGCCAUGGCCCCCGGAAUCUGCUGCGCGAGGUGGGCCGCCCAAUCUCUAGCCCGCCGGAUCGCUGGGUCCCUGCUGCCAUGCCGAUCUUUUGGCGCCGCCGCCGUCGCGGUGGAGGAGAUGGAGUACGGGAGCGAGUGGGAGGAGGAGUACAGGCGCGGCCGGUGGGCAGCAAAGGACGAGUGGGGGGAGAUGGAUGGGAGGAGCGUGCAGUGGGUGUUCAUGGGGAGCCCCGGGGCGCAGAAGCGCGUGUACGCCACGCGCGUCGCCGAGCUCCUCGAGGUGCCCUACAUCUCUAUGGGCACCCUCGUUCGCCAGGAGCUCAACCCCCGCUCCACCCUCUACAAGAAGAUUGCGAAAGCUGUAAAUGAAGGAAAGCUUGUUCCGGAGGAUAUCAUAUUUGGGCUGUUGUCUAGAAGGCUGGAGGAAGGAUAUCAGAGAGGUGAAGUGGGAUUCAUUCUCGAUGGGAUCCCACGAACUCCAAUUCAAGCUGAAAUCCUUGACGAGAUAACAAAUAUUGACCUUGUUGUGAAUUUCAAAUGUGUGGAAGACUGUUUAGUGAAGAAACACUUUGGAAGUGAGAUUUGUUCACAUUGUGGGAAGUCUUUUGAUGCUGGCAAUUCAGAAUCAACUAGCGUUAAUCUGUGCUUGUCAACUCAUACAAGGCAUGCUUUUUCGGGCACUUCUCCUACAAUAGAUGUGGAGGAUGCCCGUAUGGAAAAAUUUCGUUUCUAUGCCGAGCAGAGCAAGCUGUUGGAAGAGUACUAUAGGAAGAAGAAGAAACUUCUAGACUUUCAAGUGUCUGGUGGCCCCGGAGAAACCUGGCAAGGGCUUUUAGCUACAUUACACCUCCAGCACAUCGAUGCUGCCAGCUCUUCACAGAAACUUACAGUAUGAUUCAGGUACAGGGCUACCAGCAUGUUAGCUUUCUACUUCAUUUUGUACUAGUUGGAAAACCCCAAGGUUCCUAAACUGGCUCUGGCCUCCAGCAAAUAAUGCUGUUUUGGAGACUUCAAAUGAGUCCUCGAGUUCCCUUCGUUAUAUCAUGCAAGUGAUUUUGCUGUGUUUGUAAUGAAGAACCCUGAUGAUAGGGGCAAUAGUGAGCACCAUCUUUCUCUUUUAUUCAUCAUUUACCUCCUUAACAUC